AAGGUUUUGGUUAUUAGUACCGAUCUAAUAGCCCAAUUGCAAUUGGGAGACAAAACAAUUGAUUUAUUAGUACUCGACAAUAUAGCCGAUACCUAAUUUCAUACCCUAAGCGAUGAUAUAGUGUAUCUAUCGCAUCGACAUUUUAAAAACGAGAACGGAAACUGUAUAACGACUUGUCCGGAGCCUAAAACCCUUGAAGUCAGCCCCAAGUUGGAACUCAAAAAGACUGAGAAGAAUUCAGGCUGGUAUAGUUCAAAUUGUGGCAUUAUGGUUUUUGGCCAUUGGCCUUUUCUAUACUGUAAUUAUAUAACUGGAGUGGCUGGCAUUUUAAUGAAAAUUAGAAAUUCAAUGAUGAAACAUUUCGCCAUUGAUAAGGCACGGAAAGAGCAACGUUUUGCCUGGCCACAUUUGGCCUACGGCCAUUCAAUGAUCAUGAUUGGCCACGAGAAAUGCGGCAAAACUUGGUCGUUUAUACCGAUUUUGUGUCAACGUAUUUACAAUGCCAUUAAGAGGGGAAAUCUCGAAUGGGCUGGACCAAUAUGCAUUUCCGUAAUCGUCAAUAUGAGUGAGGGUAAAACAUUGGCCAAUAUUAUGCGUAAAAUGUUGGACUUUUGUUCCACCGAUGGAGGCAAAUUCACUAAAGUUGUUACCCUAUUUGAUAACAGUUCUAUUAACGAAGUGUCCAAAAUAUUAUGCCAACCCUGUGGCAUAUUGAUUACCACAGUGGACUUGUUGUUGCAGCUGCAACUAAUUGAGAAGCCGGGAUGUUUAAUUUUUGAUCCGAUGCAUUUGCGUUCCAUAGUGCUGGACAGAUUGGAUGAAUUGCGACGUACAAAUCAGAUGAAGUUUAUGACGCUGUUCAAAUGGUUGGUGAAUAAAUUCAAGUUUGAUAUACAUAGAUCAAACACAAUUGAUCAUCACCAGUCGCCUAUGGAUGGAGGGAGUGAUGAGAUCACUGCCAAACGUAUUACUUAUUUUUGAGGAUGGAUUGGAGGCUUGUGCUUAUCGUGGAAUCGAACUGAAUCUGGAAUUCGUCUCGGCCACUGACCAUGAUGAGGGUAUAACACUUUUGAAGACACUCACUCACUGCAAUUUGAAAGUGGAACGCAUUGUAAUUGUGUGACACAAAGAUUACGAAUCUCGACACUUGAGUGAAUUGCGAAAAGCUAAAAAUAUUCCGCAUAUAAAUUAUUUCUCGCCGAAUGAAACGAUUGAGAAGAAGAUACAAAAUGAGAAAGGCAUUAUCAUUGCCAUAGAUGAUAUGCUGCCGAAUUUAAAGUGUGGCUACGUCGAUCUCUUGAUAUGUUACACCUUAACGAAUAGCUGGCAUCGGUAUAAGGCUCGUUUCAAUUUGUUCUAUACCAAUUGCAAGACUUUGGAUAAAAGACCAGGCGAAGCUCUGAUGUUCUUUAACGAAAUGGCUACCGAACAGGCUUGGCUCUUCUGUGACUUUAUACUCAAACACGAUUUGCCAAUGCAACAUGAAUGGUUCAAACAUCUUUUCAACUUUCGGCUGCAAAAGGAGAUCAUUCAGCCACUAUAUAAUAUCAAUCUGUGUACCCAAUUACUAUCAUAUGGUAAUUGUUCACGACGUUCAUGUCGUUUUCGGCAUCGGCUUUUAGCCAAAGAAGCUCAGAUACCAAGUUAUUUGCCCAGUCGGGGUAAAAUCUAUUUCAAUAUAAUGGAUUGCAUUUCGCCAACAAAUUUGGUAGUGAGACCUAUUGCAUCCCGCAAUAAGCCUCAUCCCAAAGUGUAUCAAAAUAUAAAUAUGCCAAAUGGAGUUCAUGUAUAUUAUCGACAGGAGGUGAAUCAAAUUCCGCUACAGAAUCCAUCGAUUGGUGAUGUAUGCAUUCUAGAAGUCGACAAAUGCUAUCAACGUGUCGCCAUCAUCUGCGUUGACAGUGAUGAAGUGAUAAGUGUGAGACUAUUGGAUUGGGAUACAGAUACAUGGAAGUAUUCAAAACCGAACUAUACCAAUGCCAUGAACCCUUUUCCACUCAGAUGUCACAGGCCAUUGAGUUGCGUCUGACUGGCAUUUUGCCAUAUAGCAUGGAUCGUCCAUGGACAACCGCUGAAUCACGUUAUAUUCGUCAUAGAUUUUGCAAGUUUUCCACUGAUCAUCUAUAUAGCGCCAAUAUUGAGGGAGAGGAUCUACGAGAUAUUUUACUUAACCGCAUGUAUGCCUAUGAUGAUAAAUUUGUCAGAAGUCGCUUUAUAGAUAUAGCCCUUAAGGCUGUAUAAACUGAGAGCGAUAGAAACACAAAAACUUGUAUUCGAUUUAUGAUGAUUUCAUAUAAUUAUUACACUAAAGCAA
Messenger RNA from Drosophila willistoni, 2314 nucleotides. It is a transcript of the gene fs(1)Yb, whose product is annotated as putative ATP-dependent RNA helicase BoYb. The record is from RefSeq and is a predicted model, not a curated record. The coding region runs from base 1262 to 2029 and encodes 255 amino acids. Gene Ontology annotation, biological process: germ-line stem cell division; transposable element silencing. The transcript is spliced from 2 exons. Gene Ontology annotation, molecular function: metal ion binding. Lineage: Eukaryota; Metazoa; Arthropoda; Insecta; Diptera; Drosophilidae.